This is a messenger RNA of Salarias fasciatus (jewelled blenny), 1416 nucleotides long. RefSeq names its product homeobox protein Hox-C6a. The coding region runs from base 202 to 909 and encodes 235 amino acids. Gene Ontology annotation, molecular function: RNA polymerase II cis-regulatory region sequence-specific DNA binding; DNA-binding transcription factor activity, RNA polymerase II-specific. Gene Ontology annotation, biological process: regulation of transcription by RNA polymerase II; anterior/posterior pattern specification. The transcript is spliced from 2 exons. The record is from RefSeq and is a predicted model, not a curated record. Gene Ontology annotation, cellular component: nucleus. Lineage: Eukaryota; Metazoa; Chordata; Actinopteri; Blenniiformes; Blenniidae.
CGGAGAUUGGAAAUUAAUAAUAUUGAAUCCUGAAAGUAGCACCACGUCCACUUAGAGAGGCAAAAAGUCGAGGGGAAAAAGAAGACCUUGGAGAAACGUGUGGUUGGUUGACACAGACGGGAAGGAGAUUUACUGAGAAGGAGAUUGAAAAGAGACCGAUAAAGAAGUGGGGAGAGUUGGAGAGAGGGUUACAAGCAAGGUAUGAAUUCUUAUUUCGCAAACCCGUCGCUCUCCUGCCAUUUAUCCGGUGGUCAAGACGUCCUGCCUAACGUCCCCCUGAACUCCACCACCUAUGACACAGUCAGACAUUUUUCGUCGUACGGUGCCGCUGUGACCCAGAAUCGGAUAUAUGCACCUUUCUACUCUCCUCAAGAUAAUGUCGUGUUUGGGUCUGGCAGGGCACAGUACGAGUAUGGAUCAAACGUGUUUCUUCAGGACAAGGACGUGCUGCCCAGCUGCAGGCAAACAAACAUGGGACUCAAUACACAAAGCCACAUUGCUCAAGAGUACAGUCUGGAUCAAGGAAGAGCAGGAGCCCAGGAGCAGAAAAGUAACAUCCCGAUCUACCCGUGGAUGCAGCGAAUGAACUCACACAGCGCAGGAGUGGGCUACGGGACAGACCGGCGCAGAGGACGUCAGAUAUACUCCCGCUACCAAACCCUCGAGCUGGAGAAGGAAUUUCAUUUCAACCGCUACUUGACCAGGCGCAGACGCAUCGAGAUCGCGAACGCGCUUUGUUUAACAGAGCGGCAGAUCAAAAUCUGGUUUCAAAACCGACGCAUGAAAUGGAAGAAAGAGAGCAACCUGACCUCCACGGUGACUGGAAGUGAACAGACAGGAGGCUCUCAGGAGGAGGAACGCAGUGGCGCAACGCAAGAAGGGAAGGACGAGGACAAGAAGAAAGAAUAGUGGGAAAAGAAGUGGAGAAAUAAAAUAAAAAAAAAAAAAACACCUGAUGACCAUUAAAACCCAACAUAACUACCUAAAAAUCUAUAUGGACUUGAGAGCGGCUUCACUGCAUGAUGGCUACCCCGCAGCUCUCCCACUUUUAUCUCAUGAUGACCACAGGAGUGUUGAGCCUUAGAGAUCCAAAUUAUUUCAUCCACAGUAAUUGCCCUGUGACAUUUGAAGCAUUGAUUUUUUUUUUUUAAUCAUUAUUAUUAUUGCGAUGUCACACUUGUAUUGUGGAAAUAAAAAGAAGUAUUAAUUUCUACCUUGUAUCUCAUGCCAGGAAAUCUAUGUAUUCAACCCCCCUACACCCCAUCCAUCACUGUGAGCUCUUUGAUCACACCACCAAAUACAGUGUUGGUCUGACUAAACUCAUUAUUGUACAUGCACAUUCCACGGAAGGAAAAGGAGCGGGCGGACACUUGAUCACACUAUAAUCCAGUACUUGAACAGUCCGCAAGAACAAAA